AUGGCCAGAAUUGAACUGCUACUUGCUGUGAUCGCCUUUAUUAACCAGUGCUUUGCUGAAACUUCAGUCGCUGUAACCACUUCAUUGGGCCAAGUAACUGGUUAUGUGGCGAAUUUUGGAGACGACACUGCUCAGUUGUAUCACGGCCGAGCGGAUGUGUUCCUUGGUGUUCCGUAUGCGCAGCCUCCAGUUGGUGCAUUACGAUUCAAGAAACCUCAACCAAUAGCAAAUUUGCAAGGUGUCUACAAUUCCCAGCCAAAAGUAUGUCCUCAGCUACGCAAGAAAGCCGACGAAAUGAGUGAGGAUUGCCUCAAAUUGAACAUCUUCUCACCAAACGUUUCAGCAACUGUGAAAUAUCCCGUCAUGUUGUGGAUUCACGGUGGUUCAUUCAUGAGUGGGGCAGCUAGUGAUUAUAACGUUGACGGUGUUGUCAGCAAUUUCGUUUCACAUGAUGUUGUUGUUGUGGUUAUUCAGUAUCGACUCGGUGCUUUGGGUUUCUUCACGACCCAAAGCGAUGAAUUCCCAGCCAAUUUGGGUAUGCUUGAUCAGGUGGAGGCAAUCAAAUUCGUUAGACAGCAUAUCGACAAAUUCGGUGGUGAUGCCAACCGGUUGACCGUAUUCGGAUUUUCGGCAGCCUCUGCACAUACCUACUCGCCGCUCAGUCAAAGUCUUUUCCAACAAGCCAUUGUUCACUCGAAUCCCAUCAUGACCAGUUUGGAUGGUUAUUUUGGUCGAGAUAAAGUCAGCGAAAAAUUCGCCAAAGCAAUCUGCGACAUUGAUUUUCCAGCAAAAGGUGAAAAACUGACGAAACUCGAUCAAUGUUUGGCGCAAAAAAGCGUGCAGCAAAUGGUGGAUUUUGAUAAGACUGUUUUCGAAUGGAAAAUGAGCAUCGACAAUUACUUUUUGACUGGAAUGCCGAAUGAAACGUUCCAGCAACGACCAAAUAUUCCCGUAAUUAUGGGCAACUGCAAGGAUGAGUGGUCAUUCGUUGAUCUCUUCAAAAUGGCUCGCGGUAUGGCGACGCUGAACUCAUACGAUAAAACAUCAGUUGAAAAAACCUUGCUGGAACGCAGUGCGUAUUACGGACAAAACGCUCAGAAGGUCAUGGAGUUCGUAGUGGGAAAAUAUAAGCCAGAAGGCACAACUGAUAAUGAUCAUCUUGCGUGGCUCAAAAUCAAGAGCAAUGUUCUUACCGCAGCCGGUUUUACCAGUGUGAUGGCUUUGGAUGCCAGUUAUUAUAUUCAAAAUCAAAAUCCUAAUGUAUUCAUGUACGAAUUCGAUUACUCAUCAGCUGUUGGUCGGAAAUACGAAGUUCCUGGCUGGAAACCCGUGCCCCACUAUGCGGAAAUACCGCUGUUGUGGAAACAAAAUUCUGCAUGGACGAAGGCAAAAGCCGGUGUCGUUCCUGCAGAUUAUGAGGUUGCCAACCACCUCGGAGAAAUGUGGACCACCUUCGCCAAAACUGGUUUCAAAUGUGAUCGAACUGAAAAUUGUCCAGUCUGGACUGCAGUCCCUGUGGGUCAGGACAAGAUGCCGUACAAUUCGAUUGAUCAGCAACAAAGCAUGCAGGCUGACUUUCGUCAGAAGGAUAGGGAAGUAUUCCUCAAGGAAGUACCGAAUCUCCUUUAA
Messenger RNA from Anisakis simplex (herring worm), 1629 nucleotides. Lineage: Eukaryota; Metazoa; Nematoda; Chromadorea; Rhabditida; Anisakidae. The record is from the annotation of a GenBank genome assembly.